Molecule: messenger RNA, 1864 nt
Organism: Anolis sagrei ordinatus
Lineage: Eukaryota; Metazoa; Chordata; Lepidosauria; Squamata; Anolidae
Source: RefSeq, a predicted model, not a curated record
CUCAGCUAGGCCCCGGCCUGUGCUGGCACGAGAGGGCGGCGCUUCUGCGGCCUAGCUCCUCCUCCUCCGGCCUCGACGCCCCAUCUCCUCAGAGGAACCAGCCAUCCCUCUCUCUCUCUCUCUCUCUCUCCCUGAUGGCGGAGGUGGGGAGCCUCAACGGCGAGGCCGGCGGCUGGUACUUGUCUGCCCAGGAGCUGGAGGACGGGGCCGCGCUGCUCUCGCCGCUGCCGGGCCCGCCGAGGAGAUACUCACCUGGCGCUUCUUUUGGCUUCUCAGUAUUUAACUUAAUGAACGCCAUCAUGGGCAGCGGGAUCCUUGGAUUGGCAUAUGCUAUGGCCAAGACAGGAAUCAUCGGGUUUAGUGUGUUGCUGCUGCUUGUCGCCAUUCUUGCAUCUUACUCCAUAUUCCUGUUGCUUACUAUGUGCAUUCACACUGCUGUCACUUCUUAUGAAGAUCUGGGUCUCUUUGCAUUUGGCUCACCUGGGAAGGUUCUGGUGGCCAGUACAAUCAUUAUACAGAAUAUUGGAGCUAUGUCCUCUUAUCUUUUCAUUAUCAAGUCUGAACUUCCUGGGGCCAUUGCGGGAUUUCUGAGUGAAGACCACAGCGGUUCCUGGUACCUUGACGGGAGAUUGCUGCUCCUGAUUGUCUCCGUCUGCAUUGUCUUUCCUCUGGCACUUCUUCCUAAAAUUGGCUUUCUUGGCUACACAAGUAGUUUAUCAUUUUUCUUUAUGGCGUAUUUUGCUCUCGUGAUCAUAAUUAAGAAGUGGUCCAUUCCGUGCCCUUUGCCUCUCAACUUCGCUGUUUCAAACUCUACCGAAGAAUGCAAACCAGCACUUUUUAAUUUUUCUAAGGAGAGUGCUUAUGCUAUUCCGGUUAUGGCCUUCUCAUUUCUCUGCCAUACAUCCGUAUUGCCAAUUUAUUGUGAGCUCCAAAGUCCGUCCAAAAGCAGGAUGCAGAAGGUAGCCAACACAGGAAUUGGCCUGAGCUUUCUGGUUUAUUUGGUGUCAGCACUAUUUGGAUACCUCACUUUUUAUGGCCACGUGGAUUCUGAACUUCUGCGAGGAUACAGUAGGUACUUGCCCCAUGACACAGUCAUCAUGACAGUCAAGCUGAGCAUCCUCUGUGCGGUGCUGUUGACGGUUCCCCUCAUCCACUUUCCCGCAAGGAAAGCUGUGAUGAUGGUAUUUUUUUCUCAUCUCCCUUUCUCCUUGACCCGCCACAUCUUCGUCACUUUAGCACUCAAUGCAACUGCCGUCUUGCUUGCAAUGUAUGUUCCUGACAUCACACAACUUUUUGGAGUAGUCGGUUCUACCUCAUCAACCUGUUUACUUUUUAUAUACCCUGGGUUGUUUUACCUUAAGAUCAGCACAGAAGAUUUCGUUUCACGACAUAAACUUGGGGCAUGUACGCUGCUCGUUUUUGGCCUCUUGGUCGGCCUCGUCAGUUUAGCACUAAUCAUGUACAAUUGGAUUCAUCACUGAAAGCAUUCCUGCCUUCUGGAACUUGGAGCUGCCACUCAGAUAAACAUUUCAGCUACACUGCAUCAAAUGCUGGAGGAGGAAAAAAGGCUUCACCAAAGUUGGGAAAUCAUAGCAAAACUGCACUGCAAAUCAUUUUUUUUCCUUAUUGCAAAAUUGAGCUGGAACUCAAGAAUAUUAUAGCAGCAGUUUUAUCACUUUUCACUCUUUUUGAUAAUAAUUUUUAUUGAAAAUAUUUCUACAAUAUUCUAAAAUGGGGGUAAUGGGGUUGGGAGUGAUAUAUGGGUAUGGUUUGUGGAAAUAAAAAAACAAUAGUUUUGGGGGAAUAUAAGGUAUAAAAUAAGGUAGGGUGAAAAGGGAAGGGUUGCUGUAAGUUUUUUGGGUUG